Molecule: messenger RNA, 666 nt
Organism: Saprolegnia parasitica CBS 223.65
Lineage: Eukaryota; Oomycota; Saprolegniomycetes; Saprolegniales; Saprolegniaceae
Exons: 2
Coding region: 1-666 (221 amino acids)
Source: RefSeq, a predicted model, not a curated record
AUGAAGCUCACCUACAUUCUUCUCGGGCUUCUGGCGUCGGUCGUCACGACUAGUACAGCGGCGAACGCUUGCGGCGAGGCUCCCGUGCUGACAACGCCAACGCCAACGACCCUGACACCAACGAGCCCCGAGCCGACGACACCGGCACCCACAAGCCCCGAGCCGACGACGCCAACGCCCACGAGCCCCGAGCCGACGACACCGGCACCCACAAGCCCCGAGCCGACGACGCCAACGCCGCCGACCCCCACACCGACGCCAUUCUCACUCUGCAAGAAUCUGACUGAAGGUAUGGUUGUCUACCUGAUUGCCGACAACGGCAAAGGGCUUGGAUAUUGCAAUGGCUGCUCUGUCGCCGGCUACAAAAUCCCGGCCCGCACCGGCAAGUGGGCACAAAACGUCAAUGUACGCCGCGUCCCAAGUGGCGAGAUCGCCCUGUACAACCAGAACCAAAAGCUGUACUGGAGCCGCUGUGUCGACUGCGAUGCGAAAAACAAGCCCAACCAAGUCGUCUUGCGCCACAAGACUUGGCAAGAGUCGACCGCGACGCGCUGGACGUGCGAAGACGUCAGCGAUACGCACAUCCGAUUCAAGGACAUUGAAGGCAACGUGGCCUGGAACGCGACGGCACCCGCGCCCCAGUUGUGGACCGUGACCACGUGGUGA